AUGUCCACCUACGCCCUCCUCGGAGCUACCGGCGCAACCGGCACCAGCGUCCUCCGCCACCUCCUCCAAAACCCCCCUGAAGACCUAAUCCAACUCAACAUCCUCGUCCGCUCCAAACCCAAACUCCUCCAAACCUUCCCAACCCUCCUCUCAUCCCGCCCUCCCCCUCCUUUCAAAAUCCACAUCUUCGAAGGCACCUCCACCUCUCCCCACUCCCUAACCCCCUGCCUAACCUCAGCAACCACAAUCCUCAACUGCGUCGGCACCAACGCCAGCAACCCCGGCACAACCCUCCACUCCACCACCGCAUCAGCCAUCAUCUCCUCCCUCACCACCAUCUCGCUCACCAACAAGAGCCACUACCAACCCCCCACAAUCCUCCAACUCCGCACCGCAAGCCUCAACCCCGCCCUCUCCUCCCAAGUGCCCAAGCUAGUCCACUCCAUUGUCAGUUUCUGUCUCCACAACAGCUACUCCGACCUAGAACAGGCAUGCAACCUCUACAUUCCAGCUUCCAGAAACGGGUUGUUAAAUUACAUACUCAUCGACCCGCCCACGCUUCACGAGUCCCCCCCGACGGGAUAUUCUCUCGUCACCCGAGCAGACGAAAAGCAAGACGUCGCGCUUAGUUACGCCGAUCUUGGGGCGGCGAUGUGCGAGCUUGCCACGACUAAGGAACGGCUUCACGGAAAGGCAGUGGGCGUCACGGCGAGGGGGAAGGUGAGAGAAAAAUGGAUGCCAUUGAUGGGGUUCCUAGUCAAGGGGGCGAUGGGGAGGGUGGGGGAACGGUUGAGAGAGGGGGUGACAUUUUUGUAUGGCCCAAUGGCGCCUUUUUUCGCGAUUGGUAUGUAUGCUGAGGCUCCCGGGUUGCCUGCUUAUGCGACCGUGACGGUGAGAAGUAGUUAG
Podospora anserina S mat+ is the source of this 906-nucleotide messenger RNA. RefSeq lists its product as uncharacterized. The coding region runs from base 1 to 906 and encodes 301 amino acids. The record is from RefSeq and is a predicted model, not a curated record. The transcript has a single exon. NCBI's taxonomy places the organism in Eukaryota, Fungi, Ascomycota, Sordariomycetes, Sordariales, Podosporaceae.